Molecule: messenger RNA, 1512 nt
Organism: Alternaria infectoria
Lineage: Eukaryota; Fungi; Ascomycota; Dothideomycetes; Pleosporales; Pleosporaceae
Exons: 1
Coding region: 1-1512 (503 amino acids)
Molecular function (GO): aldehyde dehydrogenase (NAD+) activity
Source: RefSeq, a predicted model, not a curated record
AUGUCUCUCCCAUAUGCGCCUAGAUCCGCCUACUACGACGGCAAGCUUCAAGCAGGCUCAUCUACCUCCACCUUCCAGACCAUUGAUCCUGCGACUGCCCAACCCGUCGCAAACAUCCACACAACCUCCAAUGCUGGCAUAGAUGCUGCGAUAGCCUCGGCGCAACGGGCGUUCCCCGCAUGGUCCGCGACACCACCCAUCGAGCGCGCGCGCAUCCUCCAGCGAGCGGCUGCCCUGCUUCGCGCACGAAAUGACGAACUCGCCCGUAUCGAGACCAGCGACACCGGCAAGCCCUUCUCCGAGACCUCGACCGUAGAUGUAGUCACCGGCGCCGAUGUCCUCGAGUACUUUGCGAACCUCGUAGGCGGAGGUGGCAUGAACGGCGAAACGGCACAGCUGCGACCAGACGCGUGGGUGUACACAACCAAGAACUCGCUGGGCGUAUGUGCGGGCAUUGGCGCGUGGAACUACCCCAUUCAGAUCGCGCUGUGGAAGUCUGCGCCCUGUCUGGCUGCCGGCAACUGCAUGGUCUACAAACCAUCAGAGUUCACACCACUGCAUUCCACCGUACUAGCGGACAUCUACGCUGAAGCUGGAGUACCGCCGGGUGUCUUCAACGUCGUACAGGGCGGCGGCGAGGUCGGCGCAUGCCUCACCAAGCACUCCGGCAUCGCCAAGGUCAGCUUCACCGGACAGGUCUCGACAGGCAAGAAGGUCGCAGGUAGCGCAUCCGGCGAGAUGAAGUACGUGACAAUGGAGCUGGGCGGCAAGUCGGCAUGCGUCAUUCUUCCAGAUGCGGAUGUCGACCAGGCAGUCGACGGCGCGAUGCUGGCCAACUUCUUCUCAACAGGACAGGUCUGCACCAACGGCACACGAGUCUUUAUUCCCGAAGCAAUGAAGUCGGAAUUCGAGAAGCGAUUGCUGAAGAAGAUGCAAUACAUUCGUCCGGGCAACCUCCACGACAUGGCCACCAACUUCGGCCCGCUGGUAUCGAAGCCGCACUACGAGAAGGUCAUACAAUACAUCAAGCACGGCCGCGACAACGACAAGGCAAAGAUGCUAUGCGGCGGCCCUGAGACCCCAUCAUGGGUUGCGUCACACAGCGACAAGGCAUACCAGAACGGCUACUGGGUCCAACCCACCGUCUUCACAGAUUGCACCGACGACAUGAAGAUCGUCCGGGAAGAAAUCUUCGGCCCUGUCAUGUCCAUCCUCACAUACAAGACGGUCGAGGAAGUCGUCCAACGCGCCAACAACACCGAUGUCGGUCUUGCGGCGGGUGUCUUCACCAAAGACCUUAACCUCGCGCACAAGGUUAUCGCUCAGCUCGAAGCGGGUAUCACAUGGGUCAACACUUGGGGCGAAAGCCCGGCUGAGAUGAGCGUUGGUGGCUGGAAGCAGAGUGGUGUUGGUGUGGAGAAUGGUAAGAAGGGUCUUGAGGCUUGGGUUAGGAAUAAGAGUACGCUUGUUGAGAUGGGUGGGGCUGUACCGACUGUUUUUGCGAAGCUGUAG